UACAUGUUCUACGCCUUGGCCAUAGUGUGCGAUGAGUUCUUUGUUCCGUCUCUGGAGAAGAUCUGUGAGGAACUCCAUCUGAGUGAAGAUGUGGCAGGAGCUACCUUCAUGGCUGCAGGAAGCUCAACCCCCGAGCUGUUUGCCUCUGUUAUUGGUGUGUUCAUCACCCAUGGAGACGUCGGGGUUGGGACCAUCGUGGGCUCUGCUGUGUUCAACAUCCUGUGUAUAAUCGGAGUUUGUGGGAUAUUUGCGGGUCAGGUGGUCCGUCUGACGUGGUGGGCCGUGUGCCGAGACUCCGUGUACUACACCCUCUCCGUCAUCGUGCUCAUCGCUUUCAUAUAUGAUGAAGAAAUAGUGUGGUGGGAAGGCCUGGUGCUCAUCAUCUUGUACGUGUUUUACAUUCUGAUCAUGAAGUACAAUGUGAAGAUACAGGCCUUUUUCACAAUCAAACAAAAGACCAUUGCAAAUGGCAACACGGUCAACAGUGAGCUGGAAGAUGGUAAUGAUUACUGUGAUAGUAGCUCUGAUGACCCUUCCAUGCCAUUGCUGGGGCGAGUGAAGGAGGAGCCGCAGUACGGCAAAAGCCCAGUGGUGAUGGUGGACGAGGUCAUGAGCUCCAGCCCUCCCAAGUUCAGCUUCCCGGAAGCGGGCUUACGCAUAAUGAUCACCAAUAAGUUUGGGCCCAGGACCCGACUGCGGAUGGCCAGUAGGAUCAUCAUUAACGAGCGGCAGAGACUGAUCAACUCAGCAAACGGUGUGGGCAGCAAGCCACUUCAAAACGGGAGACACGAAAACAUUGAAAACGGGAAUGUGCCCGUAGACAACCCCGAAGACCCUCAGCGGGAGCAGGAGCAGCAGCCUCCGCCACCCCUGCCACCUGCAGAGCCAGAGCCGGUCGAGGCUGCCUUCCUGUCCCCCUUCUCCAUGCCCGAGGCAAGAGGAGACAAAGCCAAGUGGGUGUUCACCUGGCCACUCAUCUUCCUCCUGUGUAUCACCAUCCCCAACUGCAGCAAGCCUCGCUGGGAGAAGUUCUUCAUGGUCACCUUCAUUACCGCCACGCUGUGGAUCGCCAUCUUCUCCUACAUAAUGGUGUGGCUGGUGACUGUUAUUGGAUACACAUUUGGAAUCCCUGAUGUCAUCAUGGGCAUUACUUUCCUGGCAGCAGGCACGAGCGUUCCAGACUGCAUGGCCAGUUUAAUCGUGGCAAGACAAGGCCUUGGUGACAUGGCGGUCUCUAACACCAUAGGAAGCAACGUGUUUGACAUCCUUGUGGGACUCGGCAUACCAUGGGGCCUGCAGACCAUGGUUAUUAAUUACGGAUCCACAGUGACGAUCAACAGCCGGGGUCUGGUCUACUCCGUGGUGUUGUUGCUGGGCUCCGUGGCACUCACCGUCCUUGGCAUCCAUCUGAACAAAUGGCGACUGGAUCGGAAGCUGGGCAUCUACGUGCUGGUUCUCUACGCCAUCUUCUUGUGCUUCUCAAUAAUGAUAGAGUUUAACGUCUUCACCUUUGUCAACUUGCCAAUGUGCCGAGAAGACGAUUAAAGCUGAGCCGCUGCCUGCCGGGAGCUUUCUGGACACUCUGGCGCUGGCAUCCUCCUUUCUCUCCCCUUCCCCACCACGAGUCUCUCCUGCACCGGCAGCCGCCAGUCUGUUCUUUCAAACACUGGAAGGAAGAGCCGUCGUGGUCUUUGGUCAUGGACCAAGCUGCUAGGCGUCCUCCUCCUCCUUGGAGUUCUGGCCCCAAACAGGCAAGGUUCGGGGGCUGAUUUGAGCAGCUUCGCAGACCUCUGAGCUGCCAGCCACAGAGAUGCGGCGUGUGUAUCAUCUCUCGGACACUAGUCAGAAGGACAAAUGUGUGCGGUUUGUCUUUUCUGUUUCGCAGCAUCCUCAGAAAUGAGGUGGUCCAUGAAUACGAGGCCUCCUGGGGCAAGUGCAAAAUAGGAGUGUUGUUCUUAAGUGUCAUCUCUGGGCCAGAGGGUAUGAGUUGGUUACUCAGACAGCGUGUGCUGUUAAGAGCCUCCGACUUCAGCUGGAAGCACUCAUGGUGUGGAAGGGGCAAAGCCUCAACCUGCUGGGGUUCUGGGACCAUGAUGGCAGACAUCCCACCCCUUUUUCUGGAAAAACUGGAAGAAUGGAAACAGCCUUUCACAGCUUUUUCACAGCAGACGGGAGAAAACAAGAAAACAAUAUUCUUAACCACUUUUACUGAUGCAUUCAGAGAAUGAGCAAUGAAAUAUUAAAAAUAAAAUGUCAUGUAGAUCAUCA
Hipposideros armiger (great roundleaf bat) is the source of this 2268-nucleotide messenger RNA. It is a transcript of the gene SLC24A4, whose product is annotated as solute carrier family 24 member 4. The transcript has 14 exons. Gene Ontology annotation, cellular component: plasma membrane. Bases 4 to 1545 code for a protein of 513 amino acids. Gene Ontology annotation, biological process: sensory perception of smell; calcium ion transmembrane transport; intracellular calcium ion homeostasis. NCBI's taxonomy places the organism in Eukaryota, Metazoa, Chordata, Mammalia, Chiroptera, Hipposideridae. The record is from RefSeq and is a predicted model, not a curated record. Gene Ontology annotation, molecular function: calcium, potassium:sodium antiporter activity; calcium channel activity.